Columba livia (rock pigeon) is the source of this 2079-nucleotide messenger RNA. It is a transcript of the gene VSTM2B, whose product is annotated as V-set and transmembrane domain containing 2B. The record is from RefSeq and is a predicted model, not a curated record. The transcript is spliced from 5 exons. Gene Ontology annotation, cellular component: membrane. Bases 671 to 1459 code for a protein of 262 amino acids. Lineage: Eukaryota; Metazoa; Chordata; Aves; Columbiformes; Columbidae.
GAGGGCGGCGGGGAUGGAGGGCGGCGGGCAGGGCCGGGGCAGCGCUGCGGGCGGGCGUCAGGCGGGGGCUCCCCGCUGUGGGCGGAGCGGUGCGCGGCCGCGGAGGCGGGGGCCGGGCCCGCGGCUGCAGCUGCGGCCGGGGCUGCUCGUCGCCCGGGAGGGGAGAGGCGGGCUCGGACGUGCCGCCGUGCCUCCUCUGUGCAGGGGUAGAGCACAAGCCACGACGGGAACACGCCGGGCGCUUCCCAGGCUCAGGGAGAGGAGGCUCGUCCCUGCCGCCUCGCUGGACCUUGCUGCGAGCUCCGAGAGCAGACUUGUCAGUGUAAUGGGGCUCGGAGGGGAGCCCAGAGUCGCUUUCUCGCUUGCGGACAGCAGGAGCCCCCAUUCAGCGCAGGGCAGUUGAAUCCCGCUGGCGGCGGAGCACCGAGUGCCGGAGCAAAGAACCGGGACGAGAUUUAUUGCUUCAUUCCCAGGAACGUCGCUUUCACCUGCGAGCGAGUUUGAGCAGCAGGCUGUGGAUUUUAUAUUUGCUUCCCCACAAACCAAGGUUAGUCGGGUGGCUUUGGCUUUUUGGGAAGGAGCCCUGACCCGGCCCCACCGUCUGCGAUGGAUUGAGGCGCGCCCGGCUGCGCCCCGAGCCCGGCCACCGCCCGCAGCCCACAUAGAUGAGAUGGAAAAUCGGGGGCUCUUCUGCACCCUCUGUUACCUGAUGUUCAACGCACCUCUGCUCUUCAUAGUCACCGCUACCUUUACUGAAGUUCCCAAAGAUGUGACUGUUAGGGAGGGCGAUGAUAUUGAGAUGCCUUGUGCUUUCCGAGCCAGCGGAUCCACCUCUUAUUCCUUGGAAAUCCAGUGGUGGUACCUUAAAGAACCAGCCAGAGAACUUGCCCACGAAUUUGCCAUCAGUGUCCCCGGCAGCAGGAACAAGGUAUCAAAUAAGGAUGCAACUAAAAUCAGUACUGUCCGCGUCCAGGGCAACGACAUCUCGCACCGGCUGCGGCUCUCGGGCGUGCGGCGGCAGGACGAGGGCGUCUACGAGUGCCGCGUGGCGGACUACAGCGACGACGAGACGCAGGAGCACAAGGCCCAGGCGCUGCUGCGCGUCCUCUCCCGCUUCGCGCCGCCCGACGUGCAGGCGGCCGAGGCGGUGUCGCACAUCCAGAGCGGGGUGGCCCCGCGCCGCCACGGCCCCGCCGCCCGGCCCACGCCGCCGCCCGGUCCCGGCAAGCGCCCGCCGCCGCCACCGCCCCCGGCCGACGGGGGCGACUCCGUCGCCAGCGCCACCGCCACCACCUCGACGGCCGCCGCUGCCUCCUCGGCCUCGCCGCCGCCCGGGCAGGCCGCCAUCCUCCGCCAGCAGCACGGGUCAGGUACAGGACCUAUUUAUGCUACAGAUCCGUUCCUAUAUAUGUCCCUGUUAAUACUGCAUAAGCUUGUACAUUUAUUAGUAAACCACUGACGGACUACUUCCUCCACUCCUCAGCCAAACAGAAAGGAACCUAUUUAAAAACAGAACCUGACAAAAAAAAAUACCUACAGUUUUAAAGAUGGACAGAAAGAGACUGAAAGAAGCAUGAUAAAUUCUACGUGGGGGGAAAACCUUAUUUUUGGGGAAGCCACAGAAAGUAAACCACAUAGAAUAAUGCAUCUAGUUUCCAGACUCUAUGGUGGAAAGCCCUGCUCUGUGCAUGGCACUUUUGAUUUCUCUAUUUUAAUGUAAUAUUUCUUUUCUUUUCUAAACCUUUCCUCUGACUCUUCAUUUUGCACGAACUGUUGAGCAGUUAUCUUUAUGACAAUAUGUAAAGAUGUUGGGUCAAAGCCCUUCCUAAGAAAGGAAAUAUUUUUAGUAGAUUAUUGUGUUUAGGUUUUUUGGAUUUCCUUUUUCUUUUUUAAUUAAAUUAUUUCUUUUGGAGACAUUUUAAUUAAAAAGGUACAUCUUACCAUAAUUAAUAUUCACUGUCAAUAAUAUUUAUUUUUAAAUGAAGAUUGGAAACAAGGUAAGACUUUUGUUUAUAAACUGUAUUGUAUAUUGCUGAAUAACAGUUGAAUAAAAAGAUUUUGAAAUAAAGUUUUUAUAGA